Messenger RNA from Kuraishia capsulata CBS 1993, 1311 nucleotides. RefSeq lists its product as uncharacterized. The coding region runs from base 1 to 1311 and encodes 436 amino acids. The record is from RefSeq and is a predicted model, not a curated record. Lineage: Eukaryota; Fungi; Ascomycota; Pichiomycetes; Pichiales; Pichiaceae. Gene Ontology annotation, cellular component: nucleus. Gene Ontology annotation, biological process: mitotic recombination; DNA recombinase assembly; double-strand break repair via single-strand annealing. The transcript has a single exon.
AUGCGUUCACAGAGGCGAAUUUUGAACGCGUUACCACACUUAGACAAUAACGCAACCAGGAAAAAAUAUAAAGCUCGGAUGAACGCGAAAAAAGAAUUGGACAGUGUUCAGGUGCCCAUACCGUACGCCCCAGAAGAAAGGGAACGGAUUUCGGCAGAGCUGGACAAACAACUAGGGCCAGAGUACGUGGCUACGAGGCCAGGACAAGGUGGAGCCAAAGUUUCAUACAUAGAAGGCUGGAAAGCCAUCAACCUGGCAAAUAGGGUAUUUGGAUUUGACAACUGGAACUCUGAGGUCAGACAGACAACCGUGGAUUACGUUGAAGAGACGGGUGGGAGAUUCUCUGUGGGACUAUCGACUGUGGUUAGAGUGACUUUGAAGAAUGGCUCUUUCCACGAGGACAUAGGUUAUGGUCAUAUAGAAAAUGCAAGAACCAGAGCAAUGGCCUUUGAGAAGUGCAAAAAAGAGGCCAUGACGGAUGGCUUGAAACGGGCGUUGAGAUGUUUCGGUAAUGCCAUGGGCAAUUGUUUGUACGAUAAGGCGUAUCUAGCCCGGAUCUCCAAGGUGAAGACCAAUCCUCAGAUUUUUGAUGAGAACAACUUGGUGAGGCCCGCUGGGCGUCCAGACGGUCGUCUAGAUGGUCGUCCAAUGGUGAAGCCGCAAAAUAUAGCUCCAGCUCCGCAUGCAAUAUCUGCUCCUGCUGUUGCCAGAAUUCAGGCGUUGGCUCCAGCAAAUGUCAAUGACAACAAUGUUGCUAUAAACAGUUCCAAGCGUGAGACUGAGUCCAAAACUGCACUAGAAGCUGUCAUCACGGAGGAGGAUUUCGACGAUUCGUUUGGCGAAAUCCCUGAGUCGGAGGACUUCAUGAAUGGUAUCGACGAUUACGAGAUGACAUUGUUGCUGAACAAGGCUGCGGAUGACAAAAAGAACAUAGAGGUGAAAACAGAGCCUCAGCCCAAAGUAAGUGAUACCUCGGCUAGAGUCAACAGUCCUACACCAAAUGAAAUAUCCCAAAGACAAAUGGAAACGCCCACGUCCAAGGGAAUACCAGCUACUGUGGGUUUUUUCUCAGCGAGGGCCGCGGAAGAGGUACAGAAUAACGUGGUAUUGGGUGAUGACAAACGUUUUAACCCAAGUUUCAUUUCGCCCUCCAUAAGAAGAACCGUCGAUCCCACCAAGUCCAUGCCUGUCAAACGGUCGGUUCUGCAGCCUUCGGAACCAAACACGUCGCACAGCAGUCCUAGUUCUUCGUUGAAAAGAACGGUAGGUAUGCCACCUGCCUCCUUGAGCAAGAGAGUUCACAAAGACUGA